Messenger RNA from Odontomachus brunneus, 2447 nucleotides. RefSeq lists its product as uncharacterized. The record is from RefSeq and is a predicted model, not a curated record. The coding region runs from base 173 to 1468 and encodes 431 amino acids. The transcript has 3 exons. NCBI's taxonomy places the organism in Eukaryota, Metazoa, Arthropoda, Insecta, Hymenoptera, Formicidae.
AUUAGUGUUUUUCAAACAGUCGCAGGAUUAACAUAUAUACUCAAGCCACAUUUCACUUAUAUUCGUACAGUGUCAAGGAAGAAUAUUACAAGUUUUAUUUACAAAACAUUAUUUUAUAAUUAACAUUAUAAAAUAUCAUUUUUUGUACGUCAAUUAUACCGCUUUAAGAGUGAUGUCGAAUCCUGGAUUAUCCACAAUACGAGACGCAAUCGUAAAUUAUAAUAAUUUUUUCAAUCCGCACGUCUGUCAUGUUUGCAAAAUUUCAGAGAAUCUGCAAGUAUGUCAGUGGUGCCGUUUGAUCUCUUACUGCUGCAAAGAGCACUUGCAAUUGCAUCGAGAGCAACACAAAGAGUUUUGUCUGGCUGUAAUAAGCCUGAGUGACAAAGUAUAUUACUCCUAUAAUAUGACACUUAAGGAGUGGACUGAAUUCAAGAAAGCUAAUGUGAAAAGAGUCAAGAAUAAGCUUGGUCGCGAUCUAGAGUCAUAUGAAGAGCAAAUAUUGCUAUUUGCAAAGUCGUGUCUCAUAUGCCGUCGCCAGCAUGACCUGAGUGUCGUUUGCAAGUCAUGCAUGUCGGUUAGCAUGUGUUCUACGCACAAAUCGUCUGCUUAUGUGCACAACUGCAAGGACCUACAGCUUUGUACAAGACUGGAUAUCGACAGUGCCGUAACAAAUGAACAGAAUGUACCAAUCCCGGCAAAGCUUCUAACUUAUAAAUAUUUGAAAACAUAUUUUCUACAUCGUUUAGGACGUACUAGUGAUUUUGAUACUUGGCACAAUGUUAAUUUUUUAUAUACCAAUUACUUGUCAAGACCUAUGACGUUGUUAUCUAACAUGACGAGAGCAGGUAUAGACGAACUGACAUCUUCUGCAAUCUUUACAAUUCACGUUAUAGCCGGAAGCUUCACGGAUCAAAAUAGUCUAAUGGCUUGGGAACUCCUUUUACAUGAAAUGGUUCCUGAGUGUUCAUUAAUUAUUGACAUGAUAGAGACAAAAAUAGGAAAUGGUUAUUAUGAUGUACCGGUUUGUCAAACUUGCCAUACCCAAAAAAAAGAAAUUUUUAUUGAUUAUUUCCCUAUGACAUACAUACAAUAUACAUACACUAAGGAAUAUUCAGAACCAGAUAUAUUUAUGGGAUUUGACAUAGAUUUUGAGGAUGAUAAAAAGGCUAUCCGAGCAGCAUUAAUGUAUGAGCACAUACCGUUAGUUUUGACCUGCAAAUCAGAAAGUAGGGCACAACAAAUCGUUACGGAAGUAAAGACAACUUUGAGCAAAGAGCCUGUCAUUAAUGAGAAGAAUAAAUUCGCAUCUUGUAGACCAUAUAGAGAUGAUGAGAGUGAUUCUGUGUUCUUUCAACACCAGUAUGUAAUUAUCUAUAACGAAGAAGCUUACGAAAUGAAAAAUUUAGAUACUUCUAGCAAUCACAACCAACCCAGUACCAGUACCAGCAGCAAUUUAUUUCAAGAAUAAUUGUAUCGCCAUACUGGUUAUAUCAUUAUAAACCUUAUACAAGGGAAGUCCACAUCGACAAUGCUGUAUCAAACGAAACGCAAAUAAAUCUGUCAAUAUGUAAUGCAGCUGAGUGAAUCCUGGAACACGUAAUGUUUUUGUGAUAUAAUGCGAAAUGAGUUAACUUCAAAGAAGAGAAGGUCAAAUUUAUACAUUACAAGUUAAUUAUGAGCUCUAUGUUUCGUGACCGAGAAGUGUACGAAAUCAAGUAUCUUUAUUUGCAAAAUGUGUAUUAUUUGUCGUUAACAGGAUCACCUGACUGCACGACUCCGGCAUCGGAAACCUCUCUAUUACGACAAUUCUAAUAAAGAUAAUUUAGUAAUAUAGUAAAUUAUAAAUAGAUACAGAGAUAAGAUGCUAUAUAUGUAUAUACAUAAUAUUUGUUGUAUAUAAUUGAAAAAUUAUAUACAACUAUAUAUAAUACAAAUAUAUGUAUCAUACAUAAUUGUAAAACUUCCAGAUACGCGCUAGAACAUUGGUGAAUAUUUUAUUAGUACCAUCGACAGUCGCCGAGUCAUCUGUACUGAAUGCCAAUUGUCCACUGAGUACAAAUUGUCAUACUUAUGAAUAUAAACACAGAUGUUUCGAGCGUUUGUCUCUUUUGCUCUCCGUUCUACAGUAAUAUUACAAAAUAUCUCCCGCUUUUAUUAAAUUAUGCGGACAUGCUUUAGAUAUUAUGUCGACAUUUGAACUGUUUACUGUGCAAUUUUUGUCUUUACAUAAUAAAUUUUUCUAUUCUAACGUUUACCACGUAUGCAAAUCUAUACAAGAUUUCAUGAAGUACUUUCGAUGUAGUAUAAUUUCAUAUUACAGCAAGGAGCACAGAUUAAUGCAUUGAUACACCCACAAUGUUUCCACAUAUGAAAGCAUCGAAACAUUCCUGAGAAUCUUCUGAGUAAAAGUAGUUUUGUAAAACCUAAAUAAAAAUUAUUGAAUCUGA